Messenger RNA from Anas platyrhynchos (mallard), 5025 nucleotides. RefSeq names its product beta-1,3-galactosyltransferase 2 (gene B3GALT2). Gene Ontology annotation, biological process: protein O-linked glycosylation. Gene Ontology annotation, cellular component: Golgi membrane. NCBI's taxonomy places the organism in Eukaryota, Metazoa, Chordata, Aves, Anseriformes, Anatidae. The record is from RefSeq and is a predicted model, not a curated record. Gene Ontology annotation, molecular function: N-acetyl-beta-D-glucosaminide beta-(1,3)-galactosyltransferase activity.
GCUCUGUCAGAAGACAGCAUCUGUCAAAGCCCACAUUUAAACUGCUGCCUGCCUGUGCAGCAGCUGAAGAACUACGGAAUGGAUUUCAGAGACCACAAUCCUCGCCUCAAACAGCUCGAACCCAUUUCUACUACUGCCUAGCAACAAUGAAGGAGGGAAGAGAGGCAAAUCCUAUUACCGAAGGCAAGUGAGCCACUACGUGCUAGCACUCACAGCUAACGUUACCAUUAGAAAUAUGGAUACUGAGGAGAAGGGAACACAGCACUGCAUUGUCCGGCAAGGGAAACACCAGAUGUAAAAGCUCCAAGACAUCGGCUGCGAACGCCAGACGAGCCCGAUCGGAACAGGAACGGGAACUACUGUCCUUUUGUUCGAACAAUGAACAAAAAGCCCCAAGACAAGGACAACACUUAUGAGCAGGGAAGGUAACGCGGCAACGGGCAGACAGAUGGACAGAUUGGAUACCGUGAAAAGCGAUCGCAGGAAGCAGACUGCUGGGGGAUGUGCGCAUGUUCGAUAGCAUCUUUUUUGCUGAAGUGAUGGCGUGCCAAAACUAUUUUCUGGGGGUAUAAUCCUCGCACCAUAAAUGGCCUGACCAAGGAAGCAAAAUGUCAUCAGACUAAUAUCGGCCAAGCAUAAAUUGGGAGCGUGCAAAAGACCGGACAUGAUUUAAACCAUCAGCAGCACGAUCAGGCACCACAUUUUACAAGUAACAUCAGGCUCCACUGAGAUCCCAAAAGGAAACCUUCAAACGCUACACAUUCAAAAUGAGUGAGCCAUUUGCAGAGAAUCACUCAACAUAAGCAAAAGAAAAUGAAUACCAAAGAAUAGCAGUGGAUCCAGAAAAGAAGGGAAAAGCAUUUUGCUUGGCCAUUGUCUCAUCAUUGGAUUCUUACAACAUGCUUCAGUGGAGAAGACGACACUGCUGCUUUGCAAAGAUGACCUGGAAUACCAAAAGGUCUCUAUUUCGCACCCAUCUCAUUGGCCUGGUCUCUCUUGUAUUUCUUUUUGCUGUGUUUCUGUUUUUUAAUCAUCACGACUGGCUGCCGGGCAGGGCUGCUUUCAGAGAGAAUCCCAUGGCUUACACUAUACGAGGAUUUAGGUCUACUAAGAGCGAGAUGAACCACAGCUCUCUACGGAACGUGUGGAAGGACGCCGUACCUCAGACUCUCAGGCCUCAAACAGUCACCAACUCCAACAACACCGAGCUGUCACCCCAAGGAGUCACCGGUUUGGAAAACACGCUCAGUGCCAAUGGAAGUAUUUACAACGAGAAAGGCGCUGGGCAUCCAGCUUCCUAUCAUUUCAAAUACAUCAUCAACGAGCCUGACAAAUGCCAGGAGAAGACCCCUUUUCUCAUUUUGCUCAUUGCUGCAGAGCCAGGCCAAGUGGAAGCCAGACAGGCGAUUCGACAAACCUGGGGUAACGAAAGCCUGACGCCUGGCAUCCAAAUUGUUCGCAUCUUUUUGCUGGGGCUAAGCAUCAAGAUAAACGGAUACCUCCAGCGCACCAUACUAGAGGAAAGUAAACAAUACCAUGACAUCAUUCAACAAGAAUAUUUAGACACCUAUUAUAAUUUAACCAUUAAAACUCUGAUGGGAAUGAACUGGGUUGCAUCUUAUUGUCCAAGUGUUCCGUAUGUUAUGAAAACUGACAGUGAUAUGUUUGUCAAUACUGAGUAUUUAAUACACAAGCUUCUGAAACCAGAACUUCCUCCAAGGCACAAAUAUUUUACAGGUUAUUUAAUGAGAGGUUACGCACCUAACAGGAACAAGGACAGCAAGUGGUACAUGCCACCUGAUUUGUAUCCAAGCGAACGUUAUCCUGUAUUCUGCUCUGGAACUGGUUAUGUUUUUUCUGGAGAUUUAGCAGAAAAAAUCUUCAAAGUCUCCCUAGGCAUCAGACGUUUACAUUUAGAGGAUGUAUACGUGGGGAUCUGCCUUGCCAAGCUGCGAAUUGACCCCAUGCCUCCACCCAACGAGUUUGUCUUCAAUCACUGGCGAGUUUCUUACUCCAGCUGUAAAUAUAGCCACCUAAUUACCUCCCAUCAGUUCCAACCUAGUGAACUGAUCAAAUACUGGAACCACUUACAACAGAAUAAGCACAAUGCCUGUGCCAAUGCAGCGAAAGAAAAAGCAGGCAGGUAUCGCCACCGUAAACUGCACUAGAAGGACAGCACUCCCUCUAGCAAAUGUAUCCCACGUGCAAUUUGUAAAUACCGCUGAACGCAUGUACAGUGAAAAAUGGAUGAGCUUCACGGGACAGCCUUUAGUUGAUCCCCAUCUCACAUAGUGGAGUCUGAAAAUUAUUUUUUUAAUUUAAAAUAAAAAGUAUAGUUCUUGAUAACACUGAUAUUAUGAAACCAUAACCAAAAGGUUUUCCCAGCAAAUUUGAAGAAAAAAGAUGAGAUAAGGAUUUUUGUGUUAAUGUGCAAUAAUAAGCAUGCACACUUUGGUGGUCCAAUUGCUGACUUCUGUGCCAAUAAAAUGUAAUUGAGCAUAUUUUCCACACAAAUUUUAUUUAAAAAUGCAUUCAUACCUCUAGUCCUUUACAGUGUAAUGAUUUGUUGUUAUCUCGAAUUGGUAUAAGUAAAGUGAAAAAUGAGAAACAAAGGAAAUGCACAAAGGGCAGAUCAGUUUUGCUUUCAAAUACCACAUGAAAAUUAUUAUACACUUCUUUAACGUACAACAUAUUUAGCAGUGUCGCAGUUACAAUUAGGACACUACCAAAAGAACACUAAAACAAUGCAAAAGGACUCUGUUAAAGUACAUCCAGUUCUGGCAUGGUUGCUUUUUGGGAGGGAUUAGGAAAAAGAAGGAUAAAUGAAAACAAAGUUCAGGCUACCACUUUGUACAUCGCCCUCUGAAAUGUUACUGGUGUUCUUGAUUCAACUCCAGUUUCAACUACAUCCCCCUGAAAGAGGUGACAAAGUUGCUUAAUUCUGUAGAAGUCAUAGGGCAAGCUCCUAAAUUCUGGUGCCAAGUAACACUCAUUUUGGCAUCUUCAUGCAAAUUCACUCAAUCUGCUAUUAAUUUCUUUACAUAACUUCACAAUAGCUCAAAGGCUGAUCAGAUAUGCAAAAUGGAGCUUCAAAUCUCACUAUAGUCUCAAAGACGUUCUAUUUUGUAUAAGAGGAAGAAAACCUACAAAAUUUUUUUUUGAUUUUCCUCUUUACUGCCUUUUAGACACACACACAAAAAAAAAAGACCAGUCAAGUGAAAAUCAGUUUGCUAGAGGAAAUUAAGCCAAACACUUCACUUUAUAGAUGGGGAGGACUAAGUCAUAAGAUUGAUGUGUCCAGAUAGCAAUACAGGAGAGAACAAAAUGGAAGCAAUUUUAAAAAUUAAAGCUACAUCUGCCACUGAAAACAAGAUUGAAGAAGUAGCUUAAAUCUAUUUACAGGUUUCCAAGUUUUCUAACAAACAGAACUUUUAAAGUUCAUUUUCCAACAAAGUUACAGAAGCAUUGCAUCAGAAUCAGGUUAUUACUAUUUAUCACAGUGCCAGGGUAAGCAAUACCCGCAUUUGAUUAAGCAGUAAAUGAUGGAACUGUGAUUAGUUUUCUGUUUGACCAGUACUUUUUAAUUGGGUAAAAUACAAAUAUUUGAUGUACUUUUAUUAUUUAAUAAAAGUGAUUAUAUUUAUGGUCCUUCAGCCUUCACUUUUUAUGGUAAAGCUGCUCAGGAAGAAAUAAAUUGCUAGCUUCAGCAUUAACUGACGUUUCCAGUUUUCCCUAAUUCUUAAAGUGUAGUUUUCAUAGCAUGCACAAUACAGAGAACACAGCAGGUUUUUUUUUCUUUGUAAUGAAAAGAUGAAUCAUCUUACGGAGCACUCUCAGCAGCCCUAAGGCUGUCUAUAUCCAGGAACUUAGGCACAUAAGCAGACUGUAUCGCACUGGUCUAGUCCUCUAAGGAAUUCAAAGGAGAUCUUAUUAAAGAUGGGUAAGGGAAUUUGCUCUUCACUAUUUUUUGGGUGGUCCUCCAAUAAACUGUCAUACCUUUAACCACAGAAAUGGACAUUUCUGAGGAAAGCAAGUGUGUGAAAAUAGUAAAAUUUAUGCAGAACAGAACAACGUUCUCCAACUCAAUUGAAAUUGUAUUGACUUAGUUGUGGUGAUGAUUACUGGCAUUCAUGUAACACAGUAGGUAGUACAAGCUGCAUUUGAAAUGUUUGGGAACACUCUUUAACAUUACCACCUAUUUGUAGUUCUCUUCUGACUCCUUCCUUCCUGGUGAGGACUUGAGCACCAGUCCCUGCCUUCAGUACUUUCAAGCUAUUUACUCUACUUGGAUCUUCCCAACUUUGGCUAGUUCGAAAUGUUGUUACUAGCUUCUGGGUCUAAUCCAGGAGGUUAAUAACUGAACAUUAAAUAGUUUGGCACUUUCAUUAUAAAGUUUGGCAGCCAAACAACCUCUUGGGUACUUCACUUCGGAGUUCAUGCAAGAUGCCAAUCUGCCUGAGUUUGGCAGAAUUAGUUAGAAUACCUACAAGUUCAGCACAUUGAACUUCUUCCUAGUUAAAAUAGUAGUGAGGAGUACAAGAUGUUAAAUAAAAACCCAUUCAUAAGGCCCUUUUAAGGGCUCAACCCACUUCUUAAAAAUUGUAUUAAUAUUUGGGUAUGAUUUGAAACUACUCUAUCAACACAUUUGAAUCACUAUCAAGACAGCCAAAGGCUACUUAGAUCUUUUUUAUCCAAGUGUUUUCUUUCAGUUUGUUAUGAAGCUUGCAGAAGCAGGAGUGAGAGGUUGUAUGGCAAAACAUGCAACUACAGAAUUAAAGAUCUACCUUCCAUUCUCCAAAUGCUGUUGCCACAUUAUAGUUUGUGUUGAAGCUACUUGCUUACUCUGGAAGAGCAUAACAACAGUUCAUGUCAAAACAGUGCAAUCAUUUCCAUCAUUAAAACCUCUGGCAAGUUCUGGCACUUCCUACCCGACAGAAAGCAAGACAAGAAAUGCACUGUCAGUUGCAACAGGAUAAAAGUUUGUGUUUGGGUCUAAUAUUUCUGCAAUGAAGUGAAAAAAAAAAA